Molecule: messenger RNA, 763 nt
Organism: Lactuca virosa
Lineage: Eukaryota; Viridiplantae; Streptophyta; Magnoliopsida; Asterales; Asteraceae
Source: the annotation of a GenBank genome assembly
CAACCACAGAUAGCCAUGUGGACAACAAGGAUCAUAGUUUAUCCUACUCCAAGUUUCCAUGGCCAUAAACCCUCUGCUCUUUCAUGUAGCUUCUGCUUUAAGAUCAUUCGCAAAUCCAUUUUUCAAACUCAAAGAAAAUCACAAAUGGCAACUGCUCUCAUGUCUUCUCUCCCUCAAUUCACUGGCCUCAAAGCCACCUCACCAUCACCCGCCCCAAUCCAAAGCAUGGUAGCAUUACCAAUGAAGCCUAAGGGAAAGGGAAAGGGAGCUCUAGGUGUUCGUUGUGAUUUUAUUGGGUCGUCCACAAAUUUGAUCAUGGUGACAUCAACAACCUUGAUGUUGUUUGCUGGUCGAUUUGGAUUGGCACCAUCAGCAAACAGGAAGGCAACUGCGGGGCUAAAGCUUGAGGUAAGGGAUUCAGGACUCCAAACCGGCGACCCUGCUGGCUUCACUCUUGCUGAUACUUUAGCUUGUGGGACUGUUGGUCAUAUUAUUGGUGUUGGUGUUGUUUUGGGCCUCAAGAACAUUGGUGCUAUCUAGACUCAAUCGAUCCUUGGAAACAAACUUUCAUGUUAAUAACAUUUUCGUGAUUGUUUUCUCUUUCGAUUUAUGUUUGUUUGUUGUGGAGUUUAAAUUGUUUAUGUAAAGAUAUGGAGAACCACUAAAACUAAUAUGCACAUAACUCCAACAUACAAGCAUGUUUAUUGAAAAGAAUGCAUGCAUGUAGUAAAAAGCUAAUCAAUUGGUAAGUAAAUUUUCUGGU